GAGCGAAAAUGUAAAAUUAUACAAGGACAAAUUAAAUCGGUGUAGGGUUUAACUAGAAUGCUUAUCUCAAUACGCAUUUCUAUACGUAGUUAAUAACCCCUCCGAUGCGGGAUACUAACCUUACAAAAUACAGUGAUACUAGCUCUCAGUAUAGUACCAAUUCACACGAACAAGUUGCUUUUAAAUUGUGAGAGAUUCAUUAAGAUAUAGAGAUUACUUCCUGUAAAGCGGAUACGCGUGACAAAAAGCUACAGGCUUGCGCUGUAGUUCUGUACGCACCUGGCGGAUCCUGGUUUAUAGGUGGGUCCUGGUGACGCCCUCACACGCCAAAGCGCAUGCGCACUAACAGGCUGCCGCGGGGAAUCCUCGCUAGGCGUGCGAAUGAAUGAUCGCGUAAAUGACAUUAAACUUAAGAUGAGCGCUGGCGCCUCAUUGUCAGUCUUAGUUUUUAAAGAUGCACAUCGCCAACAUUUCGAUAUUAUGGUAAUCGCAGUAGCGCACUAAACUGAGCUUACUUCCCGUAAACAAGAGUACGGCUUCUACUUUGGAAAUGCGCCAAUAUAAACCCGUCCAGUUUGACGGCUGCUCGGAGCAAAUAUUUACAUACUGACGUACUUAAUGUAACACGUAGCAGAGGCUUUCAGACGCCUUGUAAAAACUUCAGGUCUGGAACUACAGUUUUACAUUAAGCAGAAAUGCACGGUGUCCCAUAACUUAUUUGUGAUAAAUGAGAAGGACACAGAUGUCUUACCGUUAUGGUGCAUUUUGAACGAACAAGUAUGUUAUAGGAUUUAAACACCAAGAUGCACCUGCUCCCCGAGGCGCCUCAUCUCUGGAUAUAUAAUUGACACACGUUCCUUGAAUAGGGGUUUGAUUUCAGGAAAACUGUGACUGCACUUGUGUGGUCAUGGAGCCACCACCCUGUAGCAGAUCGAGCAUGGAGGAUGGGCCGGUCCCACUGAGGCCUCCACUCACUGGCCGGGACAGUGGACAUGUCCAGGACCUCUUCCAUGAGGACGCUCAGGGAUCUCAGAGCCAAACCCAGCCCUGGUGGAAAGUGAAGCUCUUUGUCUGGGAGCCCGUGCUUUUCGGAACCUGGGAUGGGGUCUUCACCACCUGCAUGAUCAACAUUUUCGGCGUGGUGCUGUUUCUCCGCACCGGUUGGCUGGUGGGAAACACAGGAGUGUGUCUGGGCAUGCUGCUGGUGUCGCUGGUGGUACUGGUGGCCCUGGUGACAGUCAUGUCGGGCAUCGGGGUGUGCGAGAGGUGCAGCGUGGGGGAAGGAGGGGUGUACUCCAUGAUCUCCACUGUCCUGGGGGGCCGAAUAGGGGGCUCGGUGGGGCUCCUCUACAUCUUUGGCCAGUGUGUGGCAGGGGCUAUGUACAUCACAGGGUUCUCUGAGUCCAUUGCCCAGAUCCUGGGCCUCACCAGCACGUGGGUGGUCCGCGGGAUGUCUGUGGUGGUGCUGCUCGGCCUGCUGGGAAUCAACCUGGCCGGUGUCAAGUGGAUUGUCCGGCUCCAGCUGCUGCUGCUGGCCAUCCUGGCUGUGUCCACCCUGGACUUUGUCAUUGGAUCCUUCUCUCAUCUCGACCCAGAUCAUGGCUUUGUCGGAUACUCAGAGGCUUUGCUCCAGGGGAACGCGCUGCCCGACUACACGCCCGGGGAGACUUUCUUCACAGUCUUUGGUGUCUUCUUUCCUGCUGCCACCGGUGUGAUGGCCGGUUUCAAUAUGAGCUCGGACCUCCAGAGACCUGAGCAGAACAUCCCACUGGGAACGCUGGCAGCAGUCUGCACCUCGUGGUUCUUUUACCUCGUCUUUGUGUUUCUUCUGGGAGCAAUUUGUACCAGAGAUGCUCUGCGAUAUGAUUUCUUAAUCGCCGAGAAGGUCUCCUUGGUUGGCUUCCUUUUUCUCCUGGGCCUUUACAUCUCCUCGCUGGCUUCCUGCAUGGGUGGCCUGUACGGGGCUCCCAGGAUUCUUCAGUGCAUCGCCCAAGAGAGAGUCAUCCCCUCCCUCAGCUUCCUAGGAAAAGGGAAAGGACCCAACAAGACUCCAGUGGCGGCCAUUUGUCUAACCAGUCUACUCACCAUGGCUUUCAUCUUCGUUGGCCAAGUGAACAUUUUGGCCCCUAUUGUCACUAUCAACUUCAUGCUGACGUACAGCAUCAUUGACUACUCCUACUUCUGUGUUGCCAUGAGCUUUGACCUCCAGGCUAAGGAAAUUAAGUAUCUUCCCAAGCAGCUGUCCACUCAUGGUCCCAGAAGAGCCCUCCUGGGUGCCAGCCCCUCUGGAUAUGGAACUGCCCUACCAAACCAGAGCAAUGGGACGUUGUUGGAGUUCACAAAAGACAUGGACCAGAUAUUACAACCCCAGAAAUCAGAAGUGGAGAAAAUGUGCACCACAGGUGGAAGGCCUAGCACCCCUGGUAGACAAGCCCUGAUGGAAAGUUUUGGGUUAGAAUUGGGGAGGAACGUGCCCUCAGAUAUGGGAGAACUUGGAUCCUCAGGGAUGGAAUAUAGCCAGGAGUUAGGAGAGCCAGAUAAGCUUGAAGAGAGCUUACAGAAGGAAGCAACUGGCACACAAGAAUCCCAGUUGGGAGUCGAGGAACCCCAUGAUGAUAGACAGGCCGAAACUUGUCCUUGGGGAACCACAGAUAUCAGCUGUAAUCCAAAAGCACUUCUGGACAGCACAGAUUCAGCUUCUAAACAAACGUGUCUUGGACCAGGAAUUCAACGAAUGCCAAAGUCAUUUUACUCAAGAUUUUUUAACCGCUGGAUUGCAUUAGCUGGUGCGUGCUGCUCUGUCCUGAUCAUGUUUGUCAUACAGUGGGUCUACGCCCUGAUGAAUAUACUCGUUGCUCUUCUCCUCUUCUUUUAUAUUGGAAAAUCAAGCCCUGGUCUCCCGUUAGGAACGUCUGCACGGUUCAGCUUGGUCAAAUGGAUUCGGGCGACUCUGAAGAACGUCGGCAGGGGAGAGUGCACCCCCGAGGACCGCAUCGUAUUGACUCCCUCUUUCUCGAUGGUUGGCAUGGAGACCCAGCAGCUGACCGAGGACAACGCUGACUUCGCGUCGCGCGGCAGAUACCACCACUCCUCCUACGUUAGUGCAGAUGGGCUCACGCGCCAUCUGCAGUGAGCCCCUCAAGGACCGUCUGCUAUUCUGUCUGUGCGAAUGCUAUGAUUUUGACUUAAAAUUGUGCACAUACUGGCUGUUUGGCAUCUGAAUUAUGAAUCAAAUAAUGAUUUGUGUAAAAAAUAGAGUCAAAGAACUAGAAUUUAAGGGUAUAUAAGCCAACACCAAUUAUGGAUUUAUAACACCCGCUGCUAAUAAAUCUUUCUUUGCCCCCUU
This is a messenger RNA of Brienomyrus brachyistius, 3346 nucleotides long. It is a transcript of the gene slc12a8, whose product is annotated as solute carrier family 12 member 8. Gene Ontology annotation, molecular function: potassium:chloride symporter activity. The record is from RefSeq and is a predicted model, not a curated record. Gene Ontology annotation, cellular component: membrane. The transcript has 15 exons. Bases 908 to 3133 code for a protein of 741 amino acids. Lineage: Eukaryota; Metazoa; Chordata; Actinopteri; Osteoglossiformes; Mormyridae. Gene Ontology annotation, biological process: potassium ion homeostasis; potassium ion import across plasma membrane; chloride transmembrane transport.